AUGAAUAUCUCCCAGCCUGUCUCGUCUGUCAUUGACAGCGUCGAUUUUGACUUUUUGACGCCCGCCGAGAUCAAGAAUAUUUCUGUCAAGAGGAUCGAGAAUCCCACCACCUUUGACAGUCUUCUGAAUCCCACCCCAGGUGGUCUAUAUGAUCCUGCCCUUGGAGCUUGGGGUGACUCUCUUUGUACAACAUGUAACCUCAACCAAUCGAGCUGUCCAGGCCAUGCCGGUCACAUUGAUCUGCCCGUACCCGUGUAUCAUCCAGUCUUUAUGGAUCAGGUCAUGAGACUGCUGAGAGCUCAGUGUGCCUAUUGCAACCGAUUCCGCAUGCGACCCGCCGACCUGGCGCUCUACAGGUGCAAACUGCGCCUGCUCCAGUUCGGUUUACUCGACGAGGCCAUCCUCGUGGAAGAAAUAACACCCAAGACCAAAAAUAUCGAGGGCGUUGAUCAAGUCGAUGCAGACGAUGAUGUCGAAGAUGCCACCCAUAUGACGCUUCUGCGGGAGAAGUAUACGGAACAGGCCAUCAGGAGGCAUAAGCUGAGCACUGCAGAGAUCAGAAAAGGAAAGCAUGAGGGUGCUUACGAGGCGAGGAGAGAGCUGAUCAAGGCUUUCUUGAAGGAUAUGACCAAGGGAAGAAACUGCCAGACUUGCAAAGGUAUCUCACCCAAUUACCGCAAAGACCGCUUCGUCAAGAUCUUUGAGAAGACCCUGUCUUCGAAAGAUGCCGCCAAGAUGGCUCAGGGCAGCUUUAAACGUAGCAAUGCCCUGGCUAUGAGGCAGCAAGCCAAGGCUGCACCAAAGAAAAAAACACUCGAAACAGAUGAGGGUGUUGCCGACGUUGAGUCGGCGCCGGAAGAGGACGAUGUCGGCUUCGAGGAGGAAGAGGAGGAAGAGUCAGACGAGGGAGAUGGUGAGGAGUUGGACGAGAACGGCGAUGUGGUCAUGGCCGAUGCUGCCCUCAAGGCACCAAAGCCAAAGAAGAAUGGCGUUCUGCCACAUCGUUAUGUCAGCACGAGCGAAGUCCUAGCUCGUCUCGAGCUCCUCUUCGAGAAGGAGCAGGAUAUGGUCGCCUUGCUGUAUAACUCCAGGCCGCAAACCAAGUCUUCCAAGACCAUCUCGCCCGCCUCCUUUUUCCUGCAAACCAUCAUGGUCCCGCCGAAUAAGUUCCGCCCUGAGGCUCGACAGGGCGAUGGUGGCAUUGCCGAGGCUCAACAAAACUCCUUGUACAAACAGAUUCUUAAUGCAUCUGCCAAAGUUGCUCAAAUACAUCGCGAGAUUGCUGCAGCCGCAAAAGCAGGCGCAGAUUUCGAGGGCCGCAACAGGAAUUUUUCAGAAUUGCACGAGGCCUGUGUGGCGCUACAAGACUGCGUCAACUCACUGAUCGACAAGGACCGGAACCCGGUUCGUGGCGCCGCUGGCAAGCGCAAUGAGGACGGUAUCAAGCAGAAAUUGGAAAAGAAGGAAGGUCUUUUCAGAAAGAAUAUGAUGGGAAAGCGUGUCAACUAUGCUGCCCGAAGUGUCAUUUCACCAGAUCCAAACAUUGAGACUAGUGAGAUUGGUGUGCCUCCAGUCUUCGCCAAGAAGCUCACCUAUCCCGAGCCUGUGACAAGCCACAACUUCAGAGAAAUGCAGCAGGCUGUCAUCAAUGGCCCCGACAAGUGGCCAGGAGCGGCCGCGAUCGAGAACGAGAAUGGCCAAAUCAUCAACCUGAAGAAGAAGACGCAGGAAGACCGUGUCGCUUUGGCGAACCAACUCCUUGCCCCAACGACGCACAAUCAGAUUGGCAUGAGAGGCAAGAAGGUCCACCGCCAUCUCGGCAAUGGUGACGUUGUCCUAAUGAACCGUCAACCCACUCUGCACAAGCCGUCCAUCAUGGGACACCGUGUUCGCGUUCUUCCAGGCGAAAAAACCAUUCGUAUGCACUAUGCGAACUGUAACACGUACAAUGCCGACUUUGAUGGUGAUGAAAUGAAUAUGCACUUUCCCCAAAACGAGCUCGCCAGAGCUGAGGCUAUGCGACUAGCCGACACCGACCACCAAUACCUCUCCGGUACGGCAGGCGAGCCUCUCCGUGGUUUGAUUCAAGACCAUCUCUCAGUUUCGGUAGCACUUUGCAACAAGGACACCCUAUUUGACAAGGGAGCUUAUCAGCAGCUUGUUUACAAUGCUCUUCGUCCGGAACACGGCCAUAUCACAUCGGACAGGCUUGAGCUCGUGCCACCCGCCAUCAUUAAACCCGUGCGGCGAUGGACGGGCAAACAGGUCAUCACUACCAUUCUCAAGAACAUCAAGCCUAUCGGAUUUGGUGACUUGUGGCUCACGGGCAAAACAAAGGUUCCAGCAGACCGAUGGGGCAACAAAUCAGAAGAGGGGUCUGUCUUGUUCGUGGAUGGAGAAUUUAUUCACGGCAUUCUAGAUAAGGCACAUCUCGGACCAAGCGGUGGUGGUUUCAUCCAUUCUAUUCACGAGACUUGGGGCCCGGAAACGGCAGCCAAACUUUUGAGCUGCAUGGGCCGACUCUUGACCCGGUAUCUCAACAUGCGUGCAUUCACCUGCGGCAUGGAUGACUUGCGACUUACACAGGUCGGUGAGGAAAAUCGGAAGAAGCAGCUAGAAGCAGCAUCCAAGGCUGGCUUGGAGACGGCCCUCAAAUUUGUGAGCUUGGACAAGCAAGGUGACAUUGAUGAGCGUGACCCGGUGCUCUUGGAGCGUCUCGAAGCUGUUAUGCGAAAUGACAGCCAGCAGGAAAACUUCGACGCGUUGCUCAAUGCCGCAUGCUCGGUUGUAUCCAGUGGCGUCACCAAGGCAUGCCUGCCAAAUGGCCUCGAGAAGCACUUCCCCAAAAAUCAAAUGCAGUCGAUGACUAUUUCUGGUGCAAAGGGUAGUGGUGUCAAUGCCAACCUUAUUUCCUGCAAUCUCGGUCAGCAAGUUUUGGAGGGUCGUCGAGUACCUGUGAUGGUCAGUGGAAAAACGCUGCCCUGCUUCCGGCCAUUUGAUACCAACGUCCGUGCGGGUGGCUAUAUCGUCAACCGUUUCUUGACUGGUAUCAGGCCGCAGGAGUACUACUUCCAUCACAUGGCCGGCCGCGAAGGUUUGAUCGAUACAGCUGUCAAGACGUCGAGAUCCGGUUAUCUCCAGCGAUGUUUGAUCAAGGGUAUGGAAGGUCUCAAGGUAUCCUAUGAUACCUCGGUCAGAGAUUCUGACGGAUCCAUCGUUCAGUUCUUGUACGGAGAGGAUGGUCUGGACAUUACCAAGCAGAGAUACCUCCACGACUUCGGUUUUGUGCUCAAAAAUCGGGCUUCCGAGGUUGCACAGCUGUCCAUCGAUGAGCGAGGCUGGGAUCAGGACAUUUUUGCCUCCAAGGACUAUGCGCAAAAGUAUAUGAAGAAGGCCCUCAAGGAGUCCAAAGCAAAUGAUGCCCAUGCGCGCGACCCCAUCACAGCCGAGAUGAACCCCAACCGUAAUGCCUUUGCAACGUCGGAGAAGUUCUACGAAAAGGUUACCGAGUACAUCAAGGAGAACAAGGACGGGUUGCUCAAGGAAAAGGGAGACAAGAACAAAUCAACCGACCUCAUCGCCCGCAAGUAUGCCGAAAUCCUACUGCACACAAAGUACCUCGCCUCGCUGGCGGAACCCGGCGAGGCUGUCGGCAUUGUUGCCGGACAGUCUGUGGGAGAGCCAUCCACACAGAUGACGUUGAACACUUUCCACUUGGCUGGUCACUCGGCAAAGAACGUCACGCUAGGUAUCCCUCGUCUGCGAGAAAUCUUGAUGACAGCCAGUGACCACAUCUCCACCCCUGCCAUGACCCUGAUUGCCAAUGCCGAGCUGGGCACUGAAAAGCUCGAACGCUUUGCCAAGGCAAUCAGCGAGUUGCCACUCUCCCACGUCACGGACAAAGUGACGGUCAAGGAAAGGGUUGGCAAGGGUGCCGGCUACCGCUUAGCCAAGACCUUUGACAUACGUCUGGAGUUCUUCGACUCGACUGAUUACACCGAUACCUAUGGUAUCAAGAAGUCCGACGUGCUCAAUGUCGUGUCGACCAAGUUCUUGGACAGGCUCGAGAAACAGAUCAAGAAGGAGAUCAAGGCCAGAGGCGACAAAGACAACGGUGCUGUUCCCGAAGUAGGUGCCAAGGCUGGCAAUGUGGAGAUGGCUGCCCCCGAUGCCGAGAGGGUACGCGAUGAGGAUGAUGAUGACGACGAUGAGGGAGACGACGACGCCACCAAUGCCAAACAGAGGGCCAACCGUGCCGAAGCCGUGUCCUACGGUCCCAACGACGACGACGACGACGAAAUCCAGCAACAGAUGGAGCGGGAGGCUUCUCCAGACAUCGAUGACGAACUUCCCGACGAUGAGGGUUUCGGCGGCAGUCCGGAGCCCGAGAGCGAGGAUGAGGAGGGCACCGACAAGGCAAACAAGGCCACAGUCAACAAGACUCGGGAGGCGGACGUCAUGGAGAGAGUCAAGUCAGUCUCGCGAUUCGAAUGCGACGAGGUGCGAGGCGGCUGGUGUGACUUCUCUCUCGAGUUUGAUGCCAGCAUACCCAAAGUGUUGAUGCUGAAUGUGGUGCAAGACGCGAUACGAAAAACCCUGGUGCAGAAGAUUGAAGGCAUUCGUGACUGCACCUUUGUGGAGGAGGAGACGGUCAAGGAUGUGCGCACCGGCGAGACGAGCAAGAUCCCAGUGAUCCACACCAACGGCGUCAACCUGGUGGCGAUGCAGAGCUAUGGAGACUUUAUCAAUCCCAACAAGACUCAGACCAACGACAUUGCUGCCGUCCUGCGAACAUACGGAGUUGAGGCGGCGCGGAAUAACAUCAUCCAGGAGUUGAGCAACGUCUUCGGUGGUCACGGCAUCAGUGUCGACAAUCGCCACCUGAACUUGAUUGGCGACUACAUGACGAGGAACGGCGGAUUUUCACCCUUCAACCGUAACGGACUCAAGGGCAACGUCAGCCCGUUUACCAAGAUGAGUUUCGAGACGACCCUGGCGUUCCUCAAGGACGCGGUGCUCGAUGGCGAUUGGGAUGAUCUCACAACGCCAAGUGGUCGUAUCGUGAUGGGAAGACUCGGCAAGGUCGGAACGGGAGCCUUUGACGUUUUGACAAGAGUGCACCCCAAGAAUGGCAAGAAUCAGUGGGUAUGA
Messenger RNA from Pestalotiopsis fici W106-1, 5151 nucleotides. RefSeq lists its product as uncharacterized. The coding region runs from base 1 to 5151 and encodes 1716 amino acids. Gene Ontology annotation, biological process: DNA-templated transcription. Gene Ontology annotation, cellular component: RNA polymerase I complex. Gene Ontology annotation, molecular function: DNA-directed RNA polymerase activity; DNA binding. The transcript has 2 exons. The record is from RefSeq and is a predicted model, not a curated record. NCBI's taxonomy places the organism in Eukaryota, Fungi, Ascomycota, Sordariomycetes, Amphisphaeriales, Sporocadaceae.